Molecule: messenger RNA, 3077 nt
Organism: Procambarus clarkii (red swamp crayfish)
Lineage: Eukaryota; Metazoa; Arthropoda; Malacostraca; Decapoda; Cambaridae
Gene: FipoQ
Product: F-box/LRR-repeat protein FipoQ
Biological process (GO): positive regulation of protein ubiquitination
Molecular function (GO): protein binding
Source: RefSeq, a predicted model, not a curated record
UCUCAAUUGCUCACUCCCGCAAUACCCUUGUCAGGCGUCAGGUGUGUGUGGUGGUGUCUGGUGUGGCGUCAGGUGUCUGGCCUGAACACCAGUGUAUCGUCACCUUUCCUUCACACACACACACACCUGCUAAGGCACCCUACACACACCUGUCACUGGUGUGUAAAGACAGGUGGUGUGAGGCAGCCCGGGGCACCCUGCUGACCACGUGGUUAUGGACACAAGUGAAGACUUGCCGCCGGGAGUCAGUAUGCUGGUAGUGAACGCUACACCGGCGCCUCGCAGAUGACUCAACCCUCACAACUCUACAUUUAAAUACUGCAGAAAAAAAGCAGGAAAAGCAGUGGCAGGACGGAGGGGUUACCGCUGAGUGUGGAGAAGUGCUGUUAGCGGGAGCAAGAGACCCACAGCGCCUGGUAUAAGCAGAAAUCGCAGAAACAAGAACGAAUAUUAGCACCAACAUCAGAAAAGCACCAUUAUAACACCACUGGUAGAGUGGUAGUGCCAGCCCCAACACCACAAGCAGCACCACAAGCAACAAUCAUGGUGAAGGCAGUGUACCGCGGACAAGGAACCAUCGACAAGCUGCCGGACAAGGUGCUAUUGAAGAUCUUCUCGUACCUGUCACAUCGGGAGAUCAUCGCUAACGUGCGGGUGUGCAAGAAGUGGAGGACCCUGGCAUAUAACACCAACCUCUGGAGCACCGUCUCCCUGAGGCCGGAGUGUAAUGGCCUCUAUGUCAACAGCAUCGAGGCUCUCCUCUACCUCAUCAGUGCAAGGUUCGGAGCCUCGCUCAGGUACUUGGAGAUGCCCAUGGACCUCAUCACCCACCCGGUGCUCCACGAGCUCACCGCCCGGUGCCCCAACCUUACCAACCUCCUCCUAGACUUCUCCUCCGCCAUGCAGCUCCAUGACUUCAAUGACAUGCAGGCGUUCCCGACCAAGUUGCGAACGAUGUGCAUCUGUCUCUCUGAGGUCAUCUUCAUGGAGGGCUUCAUGCGCAAGAUCUAUAACUUCAUCAACGGGCUCGAGGUCCUCCAUCUUGUGGGCACCUACGAAAAAGCUGACGAGGAGGAGGAAGAGAUCUACGAGGUGAUCAACAUCCACAAACUCAAGUCGGCCACUCCUAAUCUCAAGGUGGUCAACCUCUACGGCAUCAACUUUGUCGACGACUCCCACAUCGAGGCCUUCAGCUCCAACUGCAUCCAGCUAGAGUGUAUGGCUGUGAACUUCUGCUCCAAGGUGAACGGGUCGUCACUGAAAAUCCUUUUGAGCAGAUGCAAGAAACUCAAGUGCCUGUUGAUGCAGCAGUGCAGUCUGCAGAACGACCAUGUGAUGGCCGCUGAGUGGGAGAAGUCAUCCGUGCAGGAGCUGGAUGUGACAGCCACAGAUAUCUCCUCCGACUGUCUCAUCGAUCUGCUGACCCGCGUCCCAGCCAUACGUUGGCUCAGUGCUGGCCAACUUGAUUCCUUCACCGACAGUGUGCUGAAGGCGUGGACGGAACGGGGCAACCUCAAGAGUCUGAUUGCUCUCGACCUGGAGCUCUGUGACAACCUAACAGAGGAGGGCCUCUACAAGUUCCUGGCACGGUAUGGUCAGAAUUUGCGGGGCCUAGUCCUCUCUGGGAUACCGCACUGUACAGAUUCGCUCUGCUCCAAUGUUAUGCCUGCACUCAAGAACAUCAGGAUCUUGCGAAUGGGUCUGUCUGAGAACUUAGCCUACCGGAUGAUGGGUAAGAUCCAUGUGGAUGGCCUGCUGGACAACAUCGCCACUUACGGCCAAAACAUGGAGCGAUUGGAGAUCUCCUGGGAUCCAGACUCUCUUCGGUUCUCAGACAAGAGCCAGAAGGCCAUUGACACCAUGCGGGUCAGGUGCCUUAGACUGAAGUGCCUCGUACUAGCGGAUGGCAAGUACUACGAGAUUGUCAAGGCCAACUUUGAGCGAGCAGAUCGCACCACAGUGGUCCGGACCUCCACCAACUGCUGCGUUUCUAUAGUUUACCUCCUCACUCACUACAAGGACCUCAUCUUCAACUAGCAGUCAUUGCCUCCAGAACAAAAAAGUGCUAUGGGGAACCACCAGGCCGAACUGAUGAUAAAACAAGUAGUACAGAGAUGUAGAGACAAAACAGAUAAUAAGAGACAGGAAGAAAGAGGAAAGAUAUCAACAGAGGAAAGAAAGUGGAAAUAUCACAACGGAGGAAAGAAAUCAAAUGAGGAAGGAAAGUGGAAAUAUCACAACAGCGGAAAGAACGAGGAAAGAUAUCAACAGAGGAAAGAAAGAUGAAAGAUAUUAAACAAAAUAGGAGGUGAAGGAUAUUUGAGAUAAAGAUGAAGACAAUAGAAGAUUCUGAAAACAAAUAUUACUAAGAGAGCUAAUGUGAAAAGAGGAGAUACAAGAGAAAGAGGAGAGAAAGGACUGGAAAAGAAAAUGAGAGGAAUGAAGAGAGUACAAUGAAUGUUUGUACUUCUCACCAGCCUUCACUCUUGUACCCCAGGUGAUGCCAUUGCCAACCUUUAUUCUUGUACCCUGAGUGAUAUUUUCAUUAACCUUCACUCUUAUACCCCUAAAUAAUGUCCUUGUAACCUUCACUCUUGUACCUCAGGUGAUGUCCUUGUAGCCUUCACUCUUGUACCCCUAAAUGAUGUCCUUGUAACCUUCACUCUUGUACCCCUAAAUGAUGUCCUUGUAACCUUCACUCUUGUACCCCAGGUGAUGUCCUUGUAACCUUCACUCUUGUAACGAUAGAUGAUGUCCUCGUAACCUUCACUCUUGUACCCCAGGUGAUGUCCUUGUAACCUUCACUCUUGUACCCCAGGUGAUAUCCUUGUAGCCUUCACUCUUGUACCCCAGGUGAUGCCAUGGUAACCUUCACUCUUGUACCCCUAGAUUAUGUCCUUGUAACCUUCACUCUUGUACCCCAGGUGAUGUCAUGGUAACCUUUACUCUUGUACCCCUAGAUGAUGUCCUUGUAACCAUCACUUAUGUACCCCAGGUGAUGUCCUCACCAACCUUCAUUUUCACUGUAUGUGAUAAAUUUUUACCCAAAUCCUCAAUAAAUGUUAUUUAUAAAUAUA